AUGGCCUUCUCUUCGCCUCCCCCUACCUCGCCGUUCUACCUGCUCUCCUAUCCGGCUCCCGGCAUUCUCCUCGUAACACUGAACCGUCCCAAACAAAGAAAUGCGAUUACCUUCCAAGGGCACUGGGAUUUGAACGAUGUAUGGCAGUGGCUCGAUGCAGAGGGCUCUCUGCAAGUCGGAAUAAUCACCGGAGCCGGCGAUAAGGCGUUUUGUGCUGGCCAGGAUCUGCUGGAGGUAGAGAGGAACAGGCAAGACCCUUCAGAUGGGACUUUUUUGAAAGGCCAUCCGCCCUCAGGAUUCGCUGGAAUAAGCAAGAGGAAAGGGAAAAAACCGAUUAUUGCGGCUGUAAAUGGCUUUGCUUUCGGCGGUGGGUUUGAAAUAUGUUUAAACUGUGAUUUGGUCAUUGCAUCGCCUCGUGCCCAAUUCUCCCUGCCGGAAGCCAAGCGUGGUAUCUAUGCCGCGGCCGGCGGGCUACCUCGUAUCAUGCGCAUUGCUGGGUUGCAGAUUGCAUCUGAAAUCGCGCUUACAGGAAGAGCUUUCUCUGCAGAACAAGCUAAAAACUGGAUGCUGAUCAAUCGGAUUUCAAAGACACAUGAAUCGUUGCUCAAGGAGGCAGUGGAGUUUGCUCAGGAGCUUUCUCAAUUGAGCCCCGAUGCGCUACUUGUGACAAGAGCGGGAAUUAGGGAGGCCUGGGAAGUUGCUGCUAUUGAUGAUGCCACCGCGAAUACAAGAGAGAAGUAUGAUAUCGGCCUCUUUACUGGCGAGAAUAUGUUUGAAGCGGAUACAAAGCCUUCGUCUACGCACAAAGGCAGUAAUCUCAGUUCCUAUUUCAUAUUCGAUACCAAAACUCUAAGGCUUAUCAUGAAUUCUUCGCCUACAGCUGUUAAGCCCGCUUCCUUGGGAAGCAACAACCCUCAUAUUGACCAUCCAGCCUCAAUAGACAGGCCAGUUUUCUUCCCUGAAUGGUCUGUCUCAUCGGCCAGCGGUUAUCGUAUCUCAGAUCAUAUGGUCAAUGAGCCGUUUCCGGAACGAAAAGCAUUUAAAAUUAUCAUGAUGGGCGCGGGCGCUGCUGGAAUAGACUUCGUCCACCACGCUGCCAUCGCCUUUAGAGACGACCCAGACGUUGAAUUUGUCGUAUAUGAGAAAAAUCCCGACAUAGGAGGCACUUGGCUUGAAAAUCGCUAUCCGGGAUGUGCCUGUGAUAUCCCCAGCGCAAGCUACCAGUUUCAGUGGCGACCAAAUCCGGAGUGGACUAAGUACUACAGCCCAUCAGAGGAGAUUUGGGAGUAUUUCAAAAAGGUUGUGGAUGAGGAGGAUAUGAUGAGAUACAUACAGCUGCGGACCAGAGUAAUCCAUGCAGCUUGGAAAGAGGCGAAAUCUAAAUGGGUGAUUCACCUGGUGCAAAAAGACCGUGAAGGUAAUGUGACUAAGGAAUGGAAUGAGGAAUGCGAUGUCUUUUUGAGCGGCUCUGGAAUUCUCAACGCAUGGAGAUGGCCGGAUAUUCCAGGCCUGCACAGCUUCGGUGGUCGCCUUUUCCAUACCGCCCGGUACGACGAAGAAUACGAUCUCAGGGAAAAGCGCGUUGCCGUGAUUGGCUCGGGGAGCUCAGGCGUACAGACUGUUGCCGCCAUAUACAACGAUGUGUCAAAGCUGUAUACCUGGAUUCGAACGCCGACGUGGAUUACAGCGGGGUUUGGGCAGAAAUACGCUGGGCCUGAUGGCGCAAACUUCGCAUAUAGUGAAGAGCAAAAGACCAUUUGGAAGACUCACCCUGAAAAAUACCUUAGAUAUCGCAAGAUGAUCGAAGAUGAACUCAAUGGACGGUUUCGACUUGUAUUGAGGAAUAGUCAGGAGUCCGAAGAAGCCAAUACGUUUGCAUACAAUGAAAUGACAUCGAAACUUGGAGACAAUACUCAUCUGAAGUCUAAAAUCAUUCCACAAACUUUCAACGUCGGGUGUCGUCGACCAACUCCCGGAAAUGGAUAUCUCGAGGCUCUCGCUGGCUCAAAGACGACCUGUUAUACUGAAAAUAUUAAUGGGAUAACUCCUAAUGGCUUUCUCACUGCUGAUGGGGUGGAAGUUGAAGUGGACGUCAUCAUCUGUGCCACAGGUUUCGACACCACGUUUCGCCCACGAUUUCCAAUCAUUGGACUCGAUGGGAAACUACUUUCUGACCGCUGGAAAAAUGCAGCAGAAAGUUAUCUUUCUGUUUCGGUGCCAAAUUUCCCCAACUAUUUCAUGUACAGUGGCCCUUACAGCCCCGUGGCCCAGGGAUCAAUCUUGCAGCUUAUCUCCUUGUUUUCAAACCACUUCAUCCAGAUCAUUCAAAAAAUGAGGAAAGAACAUAUUCGCCGUCUCAGUCCCAAAGAGAAUGCUAUGAAAGACUUCAUGGAGCACGCAUCGCUGUACCUACAGCGUACGGCAUGGGCAGACCCAUGUAGCAGCUGGUUCAAACAAGGAAAGAAAGAUGGAAAUAUUGUCAUGUGGCCAGGCAGCCGCUUGUCGUUCUUCGAUCUUCUUCGAGAGCCUAAGUAUGAAGAUUAUGAGAUUGAGUACUGGAGCGGCAAUCGGUGGGGGUACUUGGGCAACGGUUUCAGCACAAUAGAGUUUGACGGGAGUGAUAUUAGUUAUUAUUUGAACUGCAAAUUGUUUCCUGAGCAAACGACUGCUUUGGCAGAUGUGGAAACGGGGCUUCUGCCGGACACCCCUGGGGCAUGUAAGUAG
This is a messenger RNA of Ophidiomyces ophidiicola, 2724 nucleotides long. RefSeq lists its product as uncharacterized. The record is from RefSeq and is a predicted model, not a curated record. The coding region runs from base 1 to 2724 and encodes 907 amino acids. Lineage: Eukaryota; Fungi; Ascomycota; Eurotiomycetes; Onygenales; Onygenaceae. Gene Ontology annotation, molecular function: N,N-dimethylaniline monooxygenase activity; flavin adenine dinucleotide binding; NADP binding. The transcript has 6 exons.